This is a messenger RNA of Alternaria alternata, 1452 nucleotides long. Its product is annotated as WLM-domain-containing protein. The record is from RefSeq and is a predicted model, not a curated record. NCBI's taxonomy places the organism in Eukaryota, Fungi, Ascomycota, Dothideomycetes, Pleosporales, Pleosporaceae. The coding region runs from base 1 to 1452 and encodes 483 amino acids. The transcript is spliced from 2 exons.
AUGAGGGAGAUUGACGCUCACUUCGACGCGUACGAGCAUUUGAAGCAUCUCCCCAGAGAUGGCGAAGCAUUGCACAUGCUCCGCAAAGCCGCAUCCAUGGUAAAACCGAUGAUGCGAAAGCGCGGCUGGAAAGUAAAAACAUUGGCUGAAUUUCUCCCCGACGAGCCUCAACUCCUAGGCCUCAACAUCAACCGCACAGAGCGCAUUUUGAUUCGCCUGAGAUACCACCACGACUCGCGGCAGUUCUUAUCCAUGGAGCAAAUAACAGAUACACUGCUCCAUGAACUCUCGCACAUUGUCUUUGGACCCCACGACGCUGCCUUUAACAAUCUCUGGAACGAACUCCGCGAUGAACACCAGUCACUGCUCUUCAAAGGCUAUACAGGCGAGGGUUUCCUGUCCCAAGGCCAGAAGCUAGGUGGUCGCCGCGUUCCUCUGGAUGAAAUGCGGCGUCAGGCUAGGAUCGCCGCUGAGAAGCGCAACCGCACGACUAGUUCCAAUGUCAAUGCCAAAGAUGGAGGACAUCGUCUGGGCGGCGCACGACCUGUGCAGCGCGGUAUCGAUAUGCGCAAGGUCAUUGCCGAUGCGGCGUCGCGUCGGAACAGCAUCACGGAUGGAUGUGCAAGUGGGAGUGCAAAUGCAGGAAGAUUGGUCAACCAGCAAGAGCAAGACGGCUUCCGCACCACAGCAGAACAAGACGAUGCUAAUGAUUGGGCCAUUGCUCAAGCGCUGCAGGAUCUCAUGUACGAUGAGGAGAUGCAGAGGCUGGGUGCACCAACGGGCAAUGGCGGAUUGACCUGGGAUCCCGAGAAUGGGUUGGGUUUCGAUCGGGAUACGCCACCUCGCUCGCAGAGUUCAAGUUUAUCGAGAGGGGGUUUGGCGUGGUCGAGCGAGAAUGGACUAACAUAUGACGACCCUUCUUCAACGUCCAUUCUCGCGAAUCAGAAUCAUUCCACCCAAAGUACGUCGCAUCCUUCGCCGGGCCGACCCUUGUCGAGACCUGUUACACAACCACCACCAGUAUCACGAACAUCUCUUUCCUCCUCCUCCCGCCUCAUCUCUCAACACGAACAACAACAGACACGCAAUAAAAGCCUGCCUCCAACUCCACCUCCCUCCCAGCCCACGAGUAUAAGCUUGCCGCCAGAUACAUGGGCCUGUCCGCAAUGCACACUGCACAACCCGCUCGACUACCUCGCCUGCGAAGCCUGUGGCCUGGAACAACCGCCACAGCCCAUACCUGAGAACCGGCGUUUCGCUUCCUCGCACAUGGGCGGAUCGGUGCCUAGUUUGCCCAAGCCGCCACCACAGUUUGGUCUGAGGGGUCAGACGGCUACCCCGUUUGAACCUGCGAGGGGGAGGCUGGGUUGGAAUUGCUUGGAGUGUGGGACGUUUAUGGAGAAGCAGUGGUGGAUUUGUAGUUUGUGUGGGACUAUGAAGGCUGAAAGUUAG